AAACAUAAAAAUGGAAAAGAAAAUGCUUUAAAUAGAAUUGGAAAGCACCAGGUGUUUCUUGUAUAAUCGCGCAACAGCUGUUCGAUGAAAUGCGGCAUUGGAUUCUUGUGAAAACUGAUAAGUGCUUAGGCUAAAAGAAACGGGAAUUUCUUCUGGGUUGCUGGAACGUAAUUGAUCCUGAGUUACAGAAGGAAGGAGAAGGUUUGGAAGAUGGAGACUGGAAAAGAAGAGAAAGAGAAGGAGACUCUGGUCUUUCUGGACCGGGCUUCUCGUGCUACUAGAGGCAAACGGAUGACAAAAUUGCUAGACGACGAGGUAGAAGAGGAUGAAACUUUCUGGAAUCAAGAUGCUCUGAAAGAGGAAGAACAUGACGAUGAAUAUGAAGAAGAAGCAGAGGUUGCUGAUGUUUUUGACAGUGACUUUGAUGAAGAUGAACCUGAGCCAGAUGAAGAAGUAGAAAAUGAACCAGAUGAUAGGACUCGACCAAAAAAGCGACUAAUAUUCCCAGGAAAGACAAUAUCUAAGAAUAAAAAGAAAAAGAGGGUACAUAAAUCGGAAAGGGUUCCUCGAGAGGAAGGAACUUCUGAGCAAUCCACUCCUCCUGAGCAUCAUGAUGCUCCUGAAGAUGUGGAAGUGGAAAGAACCAUUAGGAAAUCUACUAGAACUUCAGUUAUUGUUAAGCAAGCUGAGAGGGAGGCAAUACAAGCAGCACUGCAAGCAACAAUAAGGCCAAUUAAAAAGAAAAAGGAAGGCGAGGAGAAGCGGAUGACCCAAGAAGAGAUGCUUCUGGAAGCAGCUCAAACAGAAAUUAUGAACCUUAGAAAUUUGGAGCGAGUUUUAGCUAGGGAAGAAGAAGUUAAGAAAAGAGCAGUUGUGCAUAAAGCAGUUUACACAGGCCCUCAGAUACGAUAUCUUUCAAGAAAUGGUUCUUCAUUUCUUGAGUAUAUGAAUGGAGCGUCAUUUGAAUCAGAGAUAUCAACAGAAUCCCAUCCUUACGCAGAAAAAGCAAUUUGUGCUGUCACUGGGUUACCAGCAAAAUAUCGCGAUCCGAAGACUGGGCUACCAUAUGCAACAAAAGAAGCUUUUAAGAUGAUAAGAGAGGAGCUGUCGGAUAAAAGCAAAAGCAUUUCAGAGAAAAAAAGCAAGGAACUCCUCUCUGAUGCAAUUCCUGAGCAAGGAUUUUCUCAAAGACGAAAGAGAACAAUGUUUCCAAAGAGAGAAACAUCAUACUUCCGGCCUUUUGCUCGUUUCCGUAGAUUUCCUGCUAGUGAAAUAGAAGAUUCAGAAUAGUGACGAUGUGAGCUGGUGUUCUAUAUUUCUUGUCUUCUGUGCAUGUAUUGACAGAUGUUUUGCUAGAUCAGGAUAUUGUGAAUACAGAGUUAGGACAGAUUUUGUAAUCUUUGUUAUUAACCAAUCGCAGAGCACAUAAUUAGCACCUGACCAAGAUUAAAUUACUGAACCCAUGAACCAGCCUUCUAAUGAUGCUGUCCUAUCCUAUAUUUAGUCGUUAACAUGUUUCUAAA
Coffea eugenioides is the source of this 1523-nucleotide messenger RNA. Its product is annotated as SWR1 complex subunit 2. The record is from RefSeq and is a predicted model, not a curated record. Gene Ontology annotation, molecular function: ATP-dependent H2AZ histone chaperone activity. Bases 211 to 1290 code for a protein of 359 amino acids. Gene Ontology annotation, cellular component: nucleus. Gene Ontology annotation, biological process: regulation of DNA-templated transcription; chromatin remodeling. The transcript is spliced from 6 exons. NCBI's taxonomy places the organism in Eukaryota, Viridiplantae, Streptophyta, Magnoliopsida, Gentianales, Rubiaceae.